Molecule: messenger RNA, 1182 nt
Organism: Lolium rigidum
Lineage: Eukaryota; Viridiplantae; Streptophyta; Magnoliopsida; Poales; Poaceae
Exons: 7
Coding region: 27-752 (241 amino acids)
Source: RefSeq, a predicted model, not a curated record
AGGAUCUUCCCCUGAAGCACGAGGCGAUGCCGCCAAGGAAGCGGGGGAAAAAGGGGGCUACCACCGCCACCAAGAAGCAGCAACCGCCACCGCCCGAGCCCCCUGGACCUGACGCUCCCGUGCAGGAGAAGCUGCGGUGGCUUGCUGACCAAGAGAUUGAACGUCGGAAAGCUGCCAUCAGAGCUAUUCAAGCAGCAGAGGUUGAGGGUGUACUUUCUCGGAUACGCUUAGCGCGAACCUACAUUUCCAAGGAGCAAGAAGAAACAUGUGCCUUGCAAUAUUUUCAGGAGAACUUGCCCAACGUGUCAGUUGUCCCGAAUGAAAAACAGGACGAGCUUGAGUUGAAGUGGAAUGAGUGGGAUAAUCACAUAUAUGGAGAUCAGAGGGAUGACAAGGUUUCACGAGCUUCGAUCACGUCAUUGGCAACUGCUGCUGGUUUUCAUUUCUCGGGAGAUUCAGUGCAGAAGAACUUCAUUGAGAGCACCUUUGAUUUUAACAACUUUACUUGGAGUGAGCUACCCGAAGGUCAGAUGACAGGGGCAGGGGAUUCUCUACAGACACCCGGGGCUACGAGUAGCCGACUCUCUUUUGGCAUGACACCAAAAACUGUAAGAGUACCCAAGAAUGGCGAGAUGCUCUUAUCUGUGCAUGGGUCACCUCUUGGAGUGUACAAAGAAGAAAGUCUGGCAGCCAUUACUGAAUCUGGAAAUGGAAGUGAAGAGCUGCCUCGUGAUGCCACUGGCCCUCUGUAGUAGCAGUAGAGUAAGCUGUGGGAUACUAAUCAGAACUUCAACCACUAAUUCAGGGUAUUCGUAGAGUCUCAACCCUCAGUGCCUGACGAGGUUCGGUGUGUUUAGGUUAUCCUUUUGUGUAGUUUGAUGAAGCAUGUUGUAGGGCGCCAGUUUUAGUCAGCUGAAACCGUUUGUCAGGUGCUUUAGCACAGUGUUGUCCUUUUGUGUAGUUUGAUGAAGCAUGUUGUCUGUUGUUAACUUCGCCACCAGGAAGCUGGUGGGAUUAGCUGAAUCUUUGGUGCGGCAUUCGUGAUUCACCCAGUUAUGAAGACUUCUGUAACGAGAUGAGAUGAGACAUGGUGCACUGGGCUACUGGCCAUGCUGUAAACGGAACUGCUAUUUGACAAGAUCUUAACAUAUCUUUCUGAUUUGCAAGUUGCAAAGCAUCUUA